CCUCGGCCGUUUGGUUCGUUCGCCUUCGUCGUCCAGUCAGUUGAGUUUUGGUGUUGGAAGAGUCAUCGUUCUCAUCAAGAGUGAUCGGUUGGUUUUCUCGUCAGCAAGUUUUUCGACAGUGGAAAAAAAGAAAGCUAAAAAUCUCUUUGUGAUAAGUCAUUAGCGCCGAUAAGGAUCUAUUUUUUCAAACCUUCAAUUAUCAGCCCAAGUAGGGAUUGAGUUCCGGAAACGAUGGCCGAAGGAAAAAGCGAAGAUCUAGCGACCGCGAUUUUGAAGCGCAAGGAUCGCCCAAACCGUUUGAUCGUGGAUGAAGCCGCCAAUGAUGACAAUUCGGUCAUUUCGUUGUCCCAGGCGAAAAUGGACGAACUGCAGCUGUUCCGAGGUGACACGGUUCUGCUGAAAGGUAAGCGCCGCAAGGAAACGGUUUGCAUUGUGCUGUCGGAUGAAAACUGUCCCGACGAGAAGAUCCGCAUGAACCGCGUGGUGAGAAACAACCUGCGUGUGCGCUUGGGUGACGUCGUGUCGAUUCAGUCCUGCCCGGAUGUCAAGUACGGCAAGCGGGUGCACAUCUUGCCGAUUGACGACACCGUCGAGGGUCUGACCGGUAAUCUGUUCGAUGUUUACCUGCGUCCGUACUUCCUGGAAGCCUACCGGCCGAUUCACAGCGAUGACACCUUCAUCGUGCGCGGUGGAAUGCGUGCUGUUGAGUUCAAGGUGGUCGGUGCCGAUCCGUCACCGUACUGCAUUGUGGCCCCGGAAACGGUCCUCCACUGUGAGGGCGAUCCAAUUAAGCGCGAGGAGGAAGAGGAAGCGCUUAACGCGGUCGGAUAUGACGACAUCGGUGGGUGCCGCAAACAAUUAGCCCAGAUCAAGGAAAUGGUGGAGCUUCCUUUAAGACAUCCAUCGCUGUUCAAGGCGAUCGGUGUGAAGCCUCCAAGGGGUAUUCUCAUGUACGGUCCUCCAGGUACUGGUAAAACACUGAUUGCCCGGGCCGUCGCCAACGAAACGGGUGCAUUCUUCUUCCUGAUCAAUGGUCCGGAAAUCAUGUCCAAGCUGGCCGGCGAAUCCGAAUCUAAUCUGCGAAAGGCCUUUGAGGAAGCUGAGAAAAAUUCGCCAGCUAUCAUCUUCAUAGACGAACUCGAUGCAAUCGCUCCAAAACGUGAGAAAACUCACGGUGAGGUGGAACGUCGUAUCGUGUCGCAGCUGUUGACGCUUAUGGAUGGCAUGAAAAAGAGCUCGCACGUGAUUGUCAUGGCUGCCACCAAUCGGCCAAACUCGAUCGAUCCAGCACUGCGUCGUUUUGGACGAUUCGAUCGUGAAAUCGAUAUCGGAAUUCCGGACGCCACAGGACGUUUGGAAGUGCUGAGAAUUCACUCCAAAAACAUGAAGCUGGCCGAUGACGUCGAUCUGGAACAGAUUGCCGCUGAAUCGCACGGUCAUGUCGGUGCCGAUUUGGCAUCACUUUGCUCGGAAGCCGCCUUGCAGCAAAUUCGUGAAAAGAUGGACUUGAUCGAUCUGGAAGAUGAUCAAAUCGACGCUGAGGUCCUGAACUCAUUGGCGGUUUCGAUGGAAAACUUCCGUUAUGCUAUGACCAAAUCGAGCCCAUCGGCUCUGCGCGAAACGGUUGUCGAAGUGCCAAACACCACAUGGCACGACAUCGGAGGUCUGGAGAAUGUCAAGCGUGAGUUGCAAGAAUUGGUGCAGUACCCGGUUGAGCAUCCAGAUAAGUUCUUGAAAUUUGGCAUGCAACCAUCGCGUGGUGUUCUGUUCUACGGACCUCCUGGAUGUGGUAAAACUCUCCUAGCCAAGGCUAUUGCAAAUGAAUGUCAGGCCAAUUUUAUCUCGGUUAAGGGACCGGAACUUUUGACUAUGUGGUUCGGUGAGUCUGAAGCCAACGUUCGUGAUAUUUUCGACAAGGCUCGUUCGGCUUCGCCUUGCGUGCUGUUCUUCGACGAGUUGGACAGUAUCGCCAAGUCACGUGGCGGCAACGUAGGUGAUGCUGGUGGUGCCGCUGAUCGUGUUAUCAACCAGAUUCUAACGGAAAUGGAUGGUAUGGGAGCGAAGAAAAACGUCUUCAUCAUCGGGGCCACCAAUCGUCCGGAUAUUAUCGAUCCAGCCAUCUUGCGUCCUGGUCGUCUAGAUCAGUUGAUCUACAUUCCGCUGCCGGACGAUAAAUCCCGUGAGGCUAUUCUGAAGGCCAAUUUGCGCAAGAGUCCUGUGGCGGGCGAUGUCGAUUUGACGUACGUGGCCAAGGUGACCCAGGGAUUCUCCGGUGCUGAUUUGACUGAAAUUUGCCAACGUGCGUGCAAGUUGGCCAUUCGUCAGGCGAUCGAAGCCGAAAUUCGCCGGGAGCGAGAACGCACCGAGAAGCAGAGUUCUGCGAUGGAUAUGGACGAAGAGGAUCCAGUGCCGGAAAUCACUCGAGCUCACUUUGAGGAGGCGAUGAAAUUUGCCCGUCGGUCAGUGUCCGACAAUGAUAUCCGCAAGUACGAGAUGUUUGCGCAAACGCUUCAGCAGUCGCGUGGAUUUGGAAACAACUUCAGAUUCCCGGGUGGCCAAGGUGGUUCCAGCUCACAGGGACAGGGAUCGAGCCAACCGACGAGCAAUCCAGCCGACAACGGUGAUGACGAUCUCUAUAGUUAGACAGUUGUGCGAACGCCAUUUGCGUUGUGCAACGAAACAUGUUCGAUUCGUAGAAUAUCAAAUGUGCGAGAAUGUCCAUCCGUAACGCGCCCAUUCCCCAUUGCUAGCAACAGGUCAGAUACCCAACAACAUAUACAGGAACAAACACAACCCGGAAACCGAUCAGUUUGACUUGUUCACUGUCUAGCUCUACCCUCUAAUUCUUAUCUGCUGAUCCUAAUCAGUAGAAUAGGACGCCGUUUCCGAGGGCCAUCCAUUAACAAUUGAUUGCAAUACAUAAAUGCAUCCAGACAUUAGAUACUUUCUUAAACUAUGAAGAUUUACCAUAAGGCAAGUUAUCUUUUUAUAAAAAUAGUAAACCUUUAGGAGAUCAAACCAAACAAGAAAAAGGAUAUGGUCAACCAGUAGAGAAGUCCCUGUCUGUAUCUUCCUGUUCAUAUUUAUUGGUUCAUUGAAUAAAACACCCACUCUUUGUUGAAUUGUUCCAACAGUAAUUUCCCCAUAGCGUAUUUUAUCCAACUACCUACUCACAAUUUUAUAAACAAACACGUUCUCUUUGGUGUGACAUGAUCGGAACACAUUUCUCGUCAUCAAGAAGGUGGCUUGGUGAUUGGUUGCGGGAAGGGAGGAAAUUUAGUGCAAAAGUUUCUUCUCCGCAGAGGACGCAGAACAUUAUUAAUUUAAAUUUAAUUAACUAGGUAUCCUCUACACUUACGUAGGACGAAGCAGAAGCUCUAGGCAUAGUUAUGACGAUUGAUCAAGAGAGUUUGAAAUUGUAAGGUGAUUAAAUAUUGAAGCAAAAAAAAAUGAUAAUAAAAUAGAUCUAAAAUGUACAAAAA
Molecule: messenger RNA, 3482 nt
Organism: Armigeres subalbatus
Lineage: Eukaryota; Metazoa; Arthropoda; Insecta; Diptera; Culicidae
Gene: TER94
Product: transitional endoplasmic reticulum ATPase TER94
Exons: 5
Coding region: 232-2643 (803 amino acids)
Biological process (GO): mitotic spindle disassembly; autophagosome maturation; retrograde protein transport, ER to cytosol
Cellular component (GO): cytosol; VCP-NPL4-UFD1 AAA ATPase complex; nucleus
Molecular function (GO): ATP binding; ATP hydrolysis activity; polyubiquitin modification-dependent protein binding
Source: RefSeq, a predicted model, not a curated record